AUGGCUAACAUUGCAGAGUUGUUGGUUGGAAAAUGCAAGGAGUUGCAGGCUUCAUUUGAGUUUGACAAAGAAGCCCUGAUAGCAGCACAGGAGAAAACUUACAAUGAUGUCCGCCAGAUGCGAGGGUAUACCCAAGUGGGGUUUACGAUGCGGAAACCGUCCGAGCAAUUGAGGCUGUCAGUUCCACUGAAAGGUCUGCGCACCAUUCCAGCAAGGGAGCUCCAAAUUGAUAAGCAUCAUAAAGGCCGUGUUCUCUUUGGAACGUUGUGUGCUGAUGCGCACAGGAUGGUGGGCAUUAUGACCGUCUUGGAAGACCAGUAUGGAGAUGCUGUUCGACUUGCAAUAUACAAUGCUUCCCUUCCCACAGUGGAAAUCGAAGCUCCCCGCAAGCGUUAUCCCAAAGGAUCCAAGGUUGCAGUCAAACAGCCUUACUUCAAGCAAGGUGCCCAAGAUGGUGUGCUUAUGCUCCGCGUUGACAAUCCCCAAGAUGUCGAGAUUUUGUCUUCCUUCCCAGGAAUUAAAAAUGCAGACACUUAUUUGGCUAAGGAUUUGGUCGAAUUGCGGAGUGAAGGCAACAAAUACUUCCGCGAUGGGUAUUGGAAUAGGGCAAUUGACUGUUAUUCCAGAUGCAUAGAUUUGGCUCUCUCGCGCGAUAAAAUUGAGCCCCAAGUCCGCUCUGCUUCUCACAUCCAGGAGAAAGUAAAGGAGGCUCUUUUGUAUUCCUAUUCUAAUAGGGCAGAGGCAAAGUUGAGGUUGAAGGAGUACGGGGAUGCUGUAGAAGACUGUGACAAGGCAUUAGCUCUUGAUCAGCACCACCUCAAAUCCUUGUUUCGCAAAGGCCGUGCUUUACAUUAUCUCAGAGAAUAUGAGUUAGCUUGCCGAUGCUUUGAAAGAGCUCUGGAGGAGGCUCCAACUGCCAACGACAUCCAGUUGCACUAUGAAAAGUCAAAGGAACUCAACUAUCAGAACAAGCAAGGUAAGUUUGAUCUCUCUUCCUAUUUCACCAACGGUUGUAACGGGGCUGAGUUGAGCAAUUAUAUUGGUCCAGUGGUGAUUAAAAAAUCAGUAGGGCGCGGCAGAGGAUUGUUUGCUACUGAUAAUGCAGAUAUUGGAGAUUUUCUGCUCGUGGAAAAUGCCAUUGCAUGCAGGAGCACCGAGACAACAGGAUUGAAAGGAAGCCUGGAGAAAGUCAUGCCCUGUAUGAUAAAAGAGAAGACAAAACUUGGUCAUCUUAUACGGGAUUUAGAGGCUGAAAUCAUUUCCUGUGCAGCGUCAUCUCCUAGGAUAAUGCAGCAGCUAGAGUACCUUGCUGAUUCAGAUGAAAUGAAGGUGCCACCCAUGGAUCUGUUCCGGAUAAAUAAUGCCAGCUGGAAUAACUUCGAUGCUCGCAAGAAAAAAUGGAAGCUAGACCAGCGUAAACUCGCAAAGAUAAUGCUAAGCGUGGGGUGCCAAAUACAAAAUAUUGAAUCAAGUAGUGACAUGUCAAGGCAAAGUGAGAAAUAUGGUUUGUGGGUACUUGCCUCUUUCAUUAAUCAUUCCUGUAUUCCCAAUGCCAAUUGCAUUGUUGUGGAAGAAGCCAUGUUUAUAAUAACAGGAAGAAGAAUAAGUGCUGGAGAAGAAAUAACAAUCCCUUACUUCGACACUCUUGAACCAUUGUUCAGACGAGAAUUUGUAUUCUUGAGGAUGGGAUUUAAGUGUGAUUGUAAGCGGUGUAUAUUAGAAAGAUCGUUAGUAACAGCCGAAGAAUCACCAUUGCAGGAAAUCGCUGAAAUAGUUGACUCCAUGGACUCCACCAUGCUCACUAAUUUUGAGAUGUGGAAAAUUGCUAUGGUAUUGGAAAACAGCAUAGAUGUUCUGACAACUGAAGAAAAGCAUAUGAUGAGAACCUCUUUUUUUUGGCUCUAUUACAAUAUUUUUGGGUUACAGACCGCUCAUCCUUGUGUAAUGGCAACUUUGCCUUCGCUAAGGGAAGUAUUCGAUGGCAUCGAAGAGGUUGUUCCAGGGAAUUUUAUGUGCUUUGGACUAUUUGCGAGGUUUCCUGUUUACGCCAUGAAUGAAGAUGAAACAGACAAAGUUCUUUUGAAGAAGGCAUUGGAAGUAUGUACAACGUAUAUGGGAAAGCACGAAGAAGGGCUUCUAAAAGCUGUGUUAAACUCUGUUGCAACAGGCGUCUUCGAACCGGGUUCGACUCUCUUCGGCUUAAGUGGGGUCAACAGCUAA
Messenger RNA from Cryptomeria japonica (Japanese cedar), 2220 nucleotides. RefSeq names its product methyltransferase FGSG_00040-like. NCBI's taxonomy places the organism in Eukaryota, Viridiplantae, Streptophyta, Pinopsida, Cupressales, Cupressaceae. The record is from RefSeq and is a predicted model, not a curated record. Gene Ontology annotation, molecular function: protein binding. The transcript has a single exon. Bases 1 to 2220 code for a protein of 739 amino acids.